AUGGUGCUCAGCACCCGCCUCGCCUUGUCCCUCCGGCCUACCCUGGCAGCCCUGUGCCCAGCAGCCCCCCUGCAGCGCCGGGGGCUCAGUGCCUCCCCGGCACCGAAGCACACAAUCGACCUCAGGGGCAUCUUCCCACCCCUUGCUACCCCCUUCUCACCCACGCAGGAGGUGGAUUAUGCGCAGCUGGAGGGGAACCUGCGCCGCUAUGCCAGCAUCCCCUUCCGAGGGCUGGUGGUGAUGGGCUCCACUGGCGAGUUCCCCUACCUGUCCCCCCGUGAGAGGCUGGAAGUGGUGGGCUGUGUGCGCCGAGCUCUGCCCAGGGACCGCCUGCUGCUGGCUGGCUCGGGCUGCGAAUCCACCCAGGCCACCAUUGAGCUGACAGGAAGCAUGGCAGAGGCGGGGGCUGACGCAGUGCUGGUGGUGACACCCUGCUACUACCGGGGGGCCAUGACCAGUGCCGCCCUUGUCCAGCACUACACAAAGGUGGCUGACGCAUCUCCCAUCCCCGUGGUGCUCUACAGUGUCCCUGCCAACACUGGCCUGGACCUGCCCCUGGAGGCUGUCCUCACCCUGGCUCAGCACCCCAACAUCAUCGGGAUCAAGGACAGCGGGGGGGACGUCACUCGCAUAGGGCUGAUGGUCCACAAGACGAAGCAGAGGGGGUUCCAGGUACUGUCAGGAUCGGCCGGAUUCCUGCUGGCGAGCUACGCCCUGGGUGCCUCUGGAGGAAUCUGCACCCUUGCCAAUGUCCUGGGGUCCCCACUGUGCCAGCUGGACCACCUGUGCCGUGAGGGCUGCUGGCAGGAGGCCCGUGACCUGCAGCACCGGCUCAUCGAGCCCAACAUGGCAGUCACCCGCCAGUUCGGGAUCCCGGGGCUGAAGAAGGCCAUGGAGUGGUUUGGCUACUAUGGGGGUCCCUGCCGCGCACCACUGGCCCCGCUGAGCCCCUCCCAGGUUGAGUUGCUGAGAAGCACCUUCAGCACCAAUGGCUGGUUGUGA
Messenger RNA from Colius striatus (speckled mousebird), 1002 nucleotides. It is a transcript of the gene HOGA1, whose product is annotated as 4-hydroxy-2-oxoglutarate aldolase 1. Gene Ontology annotation, molecular function: 4-hydroxy-tetrahydrodipicolinate synthase activity; N-acetylneuraminate lyase activity. Gene Ontology annotation, biological process: N-acetylneuraminate catabolic process. NCBI's taxonomy places the organism in Eukaryota, Metazoa, Chordata, Aves, Coliiformes, Coliidae. The record is from RefSeq and is a predicted model, not a curated record. The coding region runs from base 1 to 1002 and encodes 333 amino acids. The transcript has 7 exons.